UUCCAAUGUUUUUAUUUAUAGCAAGUUAUACAUAGUUAUAAUCCUCACUAACGCUCUCGUAACUAGUAACGAGUCUUAACUCAAUUUCCUCCUGCACUGCGACGGCCAUCAUUUAAUGACGUAUUAGGUUCUGAUGUUAUUAUAUUUAUCUUACGCAGCUGACACUUGGAACACCACGGCAUGAGAUGUGAGCUUUUCUCAAAGUGUGGUACAAAAUGGGAUGGCGGUGGCUAGUGCUGUGGUCAAUGUGGCUGGCAGGCUUUGUGCGCCAGCCCACACUGAAUCUGCGUAUUUCUUCAGGGAUUUUACGAGGAUCUGUGUCUCCAGACGGCACGUAUUUGCACUACAACGGCAUACCAUACGCUGAAAUCACGCAGAGAUUUAGGAAACCUGGUCCUGAACCAACUUGGGACGGUAUAUUUGAAGCGAUUAACGAAAAUAUUCGAUGCCACCAAAGAAUCGGCACUAACCUUGUUGUUGGCCAGGAAGACUGUUUGACACUUAACGUUUACACCCCAGUUAUGGUAGAUGAAGGCACCAAUUUACCAGUAAUGGUUUAUAUUCACGGAGGUGGAUUUUUCGACGGUUCCGGAAGUAGCUUCAUAUAUGGACCCAAUAAUCUUAUUAACAAGGGCGUCAUUCUCGUCACGAUAAAUUAUAGACUAAACAUUCAAGGUUUCAUUUGUUUGGGUAUCAAAGAAGCGCCCGGCAAUGCCGGUAUGAAAGAUCAGGUGGCGGCCUUGCAAUGGGUGAGGCGAAAUAUAAAGGCAUUUGGUGGAAACCCAGAUAAUGUUACUUUGUUUGGUGAAAGUGCUGGAUCUUCUUCGGUUUCGUUUCAUAUUCUUUCACAUAUGUCGAAAGGUCUCUUUCAUAGAGCUAUAUUACAAAGUGGAUCAUCUCUGUCACCUUGGGCCUUACAAUACCGACCUGUAUAUAUGGCAAGCUUACUAACAAAAGUAAUGCUUCAUAGCACCGAGGAUGCUUUCGAGUUGUACAAUAUUUUAAUGAAUAAAACUGAUGCAGAACUAGUUGUUACAAGAGUUCCUAGAAAAGAAGGUAAUGUAAUAUUCUCUGAAUUGCUUUACGUGCCUUGCGUAGAAGAAGAAAUCGAUGGUGAAGAACCAUUUCUCACAGAACAUCCUCAUGAUAUACUGUCUAAGGGAAAAUAUAAUAAAGUGCCAGUGAUGAUUGGCAUGAACAGCAAUGAAGGAUAUUUAUUUGCAGCUAUGGAAAACAACACGGUAGUACCGAAAAUAGAUGUUAUAAAAUCUCUGCCUAAAGAUUUAUUAAUUACAUCGGAUAAGGAGCGCUGUGAAGUAGGGAAUAUGUUAAAGGAAAUUUAUAUGAUCGAUAAUAACAUGUCUUCGUCUAACUUUCUGAAUCUAGCAAAGUUUCACGGCGAAAUAUUCUUUUCUUAUCCAACAAUACAAGAAACAGAGCUUUAUUUAAUGACCAACAACGAACCAGUGUAUAGUUAUAUUUUUAAUUAUAGUGGCAACAGGAAUUUUCUAAAGAAAUCACUCGGUGAACCGUUCUCUAGUGCUCCAGGAGCGACACAUGCAGAUGAACUAUUUUAUAUCUUUAGUCAAUAUCUCAUCCCCAAUUUAUUUGAGAAUCAGAUGAUUGAAAAGAUGACAACUAUGUGGACUAACUUUGCAAAAUACGGAGAGCCAACACCAGAAACUACAGAACUUCUUCCAUUAAAAUGGCAUCCAUCUACGAAGGCCUCUCCACAUUCGUUAGUGAUCGACUCACAAUUUAGUAUAGUGCCAAUGGGGACCAGUGAAUCUAUUAAAUAUUUAAGAAGAAUCUAUGCUAAGUACAGAAGAAAACAAACCCGUGAUUUAUAAAUAAAAAACUCAUUAAAUGAUGUAUUGUAUGCACACAUUUUAUCACAUGUAUAUGACUGUUUACGCAGAAUGCUUUCCUGUGAUUUAUUAAAUAAUAAUAUAAAUAUAUUAUGUAUAUAUAAUAUGGCUUUUGUUUGUAUUGCACAAUACGAAAAUGUAUUUAUAGUUAUGAUAAGUUUUCUAAAUUUUCUUUUUAUUCAACGGAGUUCAAUGUAUGUAAACAUUCUAAAUGUAUAUAACAUUCAAUAGGAAAUAUAAUAUGGGGUUUAAUACAAAAUAAA
Pieris rapae (cabbage white) is the source of this 2131-nucleotide messenger RNA. Its product is annotated as acetylcholinesterase. The record is from RefSeq and is a predicted model, not a curated record. NCBI's taxonomy places the organism in Eukaryota, Metazoa, Arthropoda, Insecta, Lepidoptera, Pieridae. The transcript has 3 exons. Gene Ontology annotation, molecular function: hydrolase activity. Bases 216 to 1850 code for a protein of 544 amino acids.